Messenger RNA from Pyrenophora tritici-repentis Pt-1C-BFP, 914 nucleotides. RefSeq lists its product as uncharacterized. Lineage: Eukaryota; Fungi; Ascomycota; Dothideomycetes; Pleosporales; Pleosporaceae. The record is from RefSeq and is a predicted model, not a curated record.
GCAUUCUGCGAAUAGCUACAUAUACAGCUCCCAGCUCUGAAGAACCUUGAAUCUCGUUCACUCUGCUUCAAUUGAAGUCUACUUUACUGCUCAACUACUAUUCUACCUCCAGCUACAGCUUCUCGAUAUGGCAGCAAAGUACUCCCGUCGGCCCAGCUACCUGGAAGGCCCGCUUUCCCCUUCCAUUAUCCCCGAUCUUGCGAUCCUACCCCAGCCCCUCCCUGCAGACAAGCUCCCCUGUGGACAGCUCGUGUCCAAGACAUCCAAGCAUACACCCAAGGUGCUCGAGGACCGCGACUACGACGACAUAGGCACACGAUGGUACAAAGACGUCAUCUUCUUCAACGCCGACAACGGCCACUUUGUCGAAAGCUUCGGUGGCACCCACCUCCUACAGAAACCACUCGACAAGGGUACUGAAGCCGGCACCAUUGAGGCAGAUGAACAAAGCGUCCGUCUACUCAAGGAUGCAGAGGCUGCUUUGAAGAAAGUUUGGAAGGACGAAGAAGCUCGGAAGUGGAUCAAGGAACAGGAUGAAGCCGGCUUUGUGGUCGCUCAUCGCAAAGUCUCCAACGCCAGCUACAAGCGUGCUCGGCUCGUGGACAUCGGUAAUAACAACUGGGAGGUUGUGCGCGAAGUUGGGGGCGAGGAUACGUCGGGAAAGCGGAGGGACUCGGGCUUGCCGGUAGAGACGAACAGUAAGUGGGAUGUUGUUGGGGUUGUGGUAAGAAAAAUUAUCGUUGAUGGUGAUGAUGCUAAGCUUGGGGAGGAGUUGGGUGCUCAGUACUGGAGCUGAGUAUAGUGCUCUCAAGUCCCUUUUGUUAGUGUCGGCGUUGAGAGCAUGGAUGGCUGAGAUGUCUUCGUUCUAGCGUGUAUGUAACUACUAUGAAGACGAUUAAAAAUGUUUGACACUC